AUGAAUCUCAACCUCUCGGGCACGGUGAACGUGUUCAAGCUUCUUUUCAAACCGACUCUGUGUCUGCCGCAGCAUACGGUUGCGACUUUCAAUGACCUGCCAAUCCCGUUUGAAAAAGCUUUCGAGGGCCAGAACCGGCAAUGCGACAUCAGAGCUGUCGUGCUCGACAAGGACGACUGCUUCGCGGUUCCCCACACGAAUGAGGUCCACAAGCCUUACAAGGAGCGCUUCGAGCAGCUCAAGGCCGCGUAUCCUGGCCGUCGGCUGGUCAUCGUAUCCAACACGGCCGGGGCUACCUCUUACGACAGCUCCCUCAAGCUGGCCAAGGAGCUGGAAGAGGCAACUGGCAUCACUGUCCUGCCUCACAAGACGAAAAAACCCGGCUGUGGCACCGAAAUCAUGGAGUAUUUCCGGAGCCAUCCCGAAACAGGAGUCUCCCAUCCAUCCCAGGUCGCCGUCGUCGGUGACCGCCUGACGACAGACAUGAUGCUAGCCAACAUGAUGGGUGGCUGGGGUUUUUGGAUCAGGGAAGGUGUUGUGGCACCAGAGAAGAAGAGCAUUGCAACUCUCGAGGCUUGA
This is a messenger RNA of Colletotrichum orchidophilum, 579 nucleotides long. Its product is annotated as HAD superfamily phosphatase. NCBI's taxonomy places the organism in Eukaryota, Fungi, Ascomycota, Sordariomycetes, Glomerellales, Glomerellaceae. The transcript is spliced from 3 exons. The record is from RefSeq and is a predicted model, not a curated record. The coding region runs from base 1 to 579 and encodes 192 amino acids. Gene Ontology annotation, molecular function: phosphatidylglycerophosphatase activity.